AUGCAAUCAAGUUCUCCUAGAGGGACAAGUAAAAAUUUUGAAAACUCAGAUAUUGGGGAUGAAAGAAUUUUUAGUAUUAGAACUGAAAACAAUAAACAGUCUUUAAUUAAAAAGAAAUAUCAAUUUACUGUUUAAUAAAUAGAUAAUGAUGAAUAAAUAGAAGACAUCAAUUUACUUUUUGAUGAUAGACAAUUAAAAAUAAUCAAUGAUUUAUCUUUUGUACAGACUGCAAAAAUUAAGGAAAAAGCGAAGAGAGCUUCAAUAUCUAGGAAAAUGAGUGUUAUGAUUCAAAAAAAAGAAUAAGAAGAAAAAUAACCAAGUUGUUCUUAUAUAAAAGUAUUUACUUAAGAGGAUAGAAUUAGAAUAAUAUGGGAUCUAUUUACAAUGUUAGUAAUAUUUUUGGCUAUCUUAAUAUUACCAGUUGAUAUUUCUUUUAAUAUUGAAUCCACUUUUUUAGAUGAUUUUAAUCUUUUUAGUUUAGCUGUAUUUACUCUAGAUAUAUUCAUUAAUUUUAAUACAGCCUUUUAACAUAAAGGUUAAUAUGUAUAUGAUCGUUAAUUGAUUAUAUAAAAUUAUUUAAAAUGGUGGUUUUGGAUAGAUGUAGGUAUCUAUAAUGAUUUAUGAUCAUAGUAUCUACAUUUCCAUUUGAUUUAAUUGUUGAAGCUGCUACAUCAAGUGUUGUUGAAGUUGAUGAAGAUGAAUUAACUAAAGAAUAAAGUUAAGCUUAAAAGGAUUCACUAGUAUAAACAAUGAAAUUGUUAAGAAUUUUGAAAUUUUUUAGAUUAAUAAAAAUUAUAAGACUAUUACGUGUUUUAAAACUUAAGUAGCUCUUUACUAAAUUAGAAGAUUAUAUAGAUAUAAGUGGAUCAGUUGUAACAAUAUAUUAAUUGCUUAAAUUAACUUUUAUAAUGCUUUUUGUAGCACAUUGGUUAGCCUGUAUUUGGCAUUUUAUAGCUGAAUAAGAAAAUAGUUCUGAUGGAUAUAGUUGGUUAUAAGCUACAGAUCUUGCUGAAAAUGAAUGGUAUAUAAAAUAUGUGGCAUCAGUUUAUUGGGCUACAGCUACAAUGACAACAGUUGGAUAUGGUGAUAUUGUUCCAGUUACUUCAGUUGAAAAGUUAUUUGGUAUAAUAGUCAUGUUGUUGGCUUGUUGUGUUUUUGCAUAUAUAAUGAAUAGUAUAGGAGGUAUUUUUGUUAAGUUAGAUACAAAUGAAAAAACAAUAAGAUUAAGACUUGGUUAAGCUAAUUAAUUUUUGAAAUCUAAUGAAAUCCCAAAAGAUUUAUAAGCAAGAGUAAGAAAAUAUUUAGAAUAUAAAUAUGAAACUGAAUCAUCAUAAGUGAAUGAGAAAGAUGCUUUAUCUGUUCUAUCAUCUACUUUAAAAGAUGAAGUUUUAUAGAAUGUGAAUACUUCUCUUAUAAAAUAAUCUGUUUUAUUUAAUUCAGGUAAAUUUGAGAAGGAAAUAUUAUCUUAAUUGCCAUAUCUUUUAGAAGAGCAAAUUUAUGGACCAGAAGAAUGUAUAUUUUUGGAAGGAAUUGAUCCAAUAGAGAAAGAAAAUGGUAAUAAUAUUUAAGAUAGAAAUUUAUACUUUUUAAAUUAAGGAUAAGUUCUUAUUUGUAUUUAGAAGACAAUAACUUGUUUAAAAAUAAUUGAAGAUGGAGCUACCUUUGGUGAAUUAGCUUUUUUUACAGAUAAACCAAGGAGUGCUUCUGCAUACACAUUAAAUUUUGUUUAUGUUUAGAUUCUUAAUAAAAAAAAGUUUUUUGAAAAACUGAAAUUAAAUAGUAAUUAAAAUUAAAUUUAUUUAAUGAAUAAACACAUUGUUGAAAUUAAUAAUGAUUAUACACCAUUAGGAUAAUGUUGUUUUGCUUGUUAAAGUAUGUCUCACUUUGCUUAUGAAUGUCCUAAAUUACAUUAUGUUAUAAAUGAGGAGAAACGUUUCGAAAUAAUUAAAGAAGAAUAAAGUAAUUAAGAAUAAAAUUUAAAAAUAUUUAAUAAAUAAUUUAUUAGAUAAAAUAAACGAAUUAAAUAUAACUCAAGAGCUAAUUCUCAAUUAACCAAUAUUGUAGCAGAUGAAAUCAAAUUUGUAUAUAAUAAUAUCCAUGAAAGUGAAGAUGAAUUAUAAAUUUAAUUGAAUCAGUAAAAUAUCAUAUAAUCUUUAGAUCAAAUAGUGAAGAGGAAGAAGAUGAAAAUCCUUUUAAAAUUAGUACAAAAGGAUAACUCCCUUAUUUUUCAGAAGAAACUAAUAUUGAUAGAAUGUGCAAUUUCCCUCUUUUCUUUCCUAAUUAUAACUAUGAUAAAAUUAUAUCCUCAUAUAACUAAUUCACAAAAGAUAAAAUCAAUUAAUAAAUUACAGGAAAGAAAAAUUAAAUGAUUAAGAAAAAUAGAAGUCAUAGAGUCAGUCGAUCUCAUUCUGCAGAAAGAGCUGAAUAUUUUUAAAAAUUAGAAGAAAAAUGCUUUGCUGAAUAAUGA
Paramecium pentaurelia is the source of this 2467-nucleotide messenger RNA. NCBI's taxonomy places the organism in Eukaryota, Ciliophora, Oligohymenophorea, Peniculida, Parameciidae. The record is from the annotation of a GenBank genome assembly.